GAGUCCAUUCCACACUGUUCUCGGCACAAUGUCUUCCUCUCUAGAGCCUCCUCCCAAAAGACGUCUAGGUAUUCCUUCUUCCAAUGAUCAGAAAACCCAGCCGAAUCUCAUGGCCCCGCCAGCAACCUUCAUUAACCAUAUUUCCAUUAAUGCCGUUUAUCAAAAACAAGAAGAACAACACCAACCUUUCGGCGACUUCAAUGGGAGCUGGAGCCAGACCGAGCAUUUCCCGCCCGGGUACAGGUUCUGUCCCCUCGACGGCGAGCUCAUCGUCUACUACUUGCAGAAGAAGGUUGACAACGAGGCGUUGCCGCAUAAUGGAAUCAGGGACGUGAAUCUUUACCUUCACAAUCCGGCGCACCUCACGGCUCAGUACCCAGCAUUAGGGGAUAAGAAAUGGUACUUCUUCACGCCGAGGGAACGAAAAUAUCCGAAUGGAGACCGACCUAAACGAGGAACCAACGAUGGGUACUGGAAAGCCACCGGAGCAGAUAAGCCCGUGGAACAAAAAAAGCAGGUUGUUGGGCUUAAGAAGGCAUUAGUUUACUAUGAAGGAAAGCCAGGAAGUGGUGAAAAUAGUAGAAAGACCAAUUGGAUCAUGCAUGAGUUUCGAGUCAAGGGGCCUCCCAGAAUCAAAGAGAGCCAACAUGAUAUGAAGUUGGAUGAUUGGGUUUUAUGUAGAAUUUACAAGAAAGAAGUACCAGAAAAAGGGAACAAGGGUGAAGCGCAAGGCCAAGUACCAGAAAAAGGGGGGAAGGGUGGAGUUCAAGCCCAACACAAGCCAAUUCCCAGUCCGGCCGCGACUUUGUUAGAGGGAAGUGUUCCUUGUGUUAAUGACAAAUGUCUCGUGGGAGAAAGCUCGAAGUACGACGAAUACAUCCAAUCACCUCAACAUCUGAAAAUCGCGCAAUCCAUGGAUGAGUUCCUCCCGUAUUGCAACAUCUUUGCUGCUUCUGAUCCACAACCAAAUCUCGGCUACGUUGCUUGGCCACUUGCCUCUAGAGCUCCUCCUGUUCACCUCGAUAACAAGUAUUUUGAAGACAAUGAUUUCAAUGAUUUCGAUACCGACGAUUUGUUUGCUCAAAAUUUCAGUUCCGCACCGGGGCCAAAACUCUGA
This is a messenger RNA of Rhododendron vialii, 1117 nucleotides long. RefSeq names its product NAC domain-containing protein 67-like. Gene Ontology annotation, biological process: regulation of DNA-templated transcription. Gene Ontology annotation, molecular function: DNA binding. The transcript has 4 exons. Lineage: Eukaryota; Viridiplantae; Streptophyta; Magnoliopsida; Ericales; Ericaceae. The coding region runs from base 29 to 1117 and encodes 362 amino acids. The record is from RefSeq and is a predicted model, not a curated record.